Molecule: messenger RNA, 676 nt
Organism: Dimorphilus gyrociliatus
Lineage: Eukaryota; Metazoa; Annelida; Polychaeta; Dinophilidae
Source: the annotation of a GenBank genome assembly
AAUGUCUCAAGACUCCGACUCCAAUGCAGCAGCACCACAAGUUAAGAAUAAGAAAGUGACGAAAUCUUCCCCAACUCACUUUCUUGCCGUUCAAAUUAAUAAUCAAGAGAUAAUACAAAAGUUAGCAAACAUUCAAAACGAAAUUAAACAAAAGUUGCCAGUGUUAGAAAAAGUUAUGGUUUUACCAUCGAAGAGUCACGUGACUCUUUUUGUUAUGCACUUACCUAACGAGAACGAUAUAGAAAAAGCUAAAGAAGUGCUUUCAUCCUUUGAAAAAUUUCCCGAAAGUUUACAAUUCACUGUUCAAAAUAUUAAUAACUUUGGAAAGAAUGUUGUCUUUGCGGAUAUCAAUAAGGAUAAUGACGAUUUUAAUAAAUUGAAAACAUUACGCAAUGACUUAAAGAAUCAUUUCGAAGAAAAUGGCCUGAAUGUAAGCGGUAAACAAGAAUUUCAACCUCAUUUAACAAUAAUGAAGAUAAGUAAAGCUGCUAAAAAAUAUCAAAAAAAGUUAAAGUAUAAAAUACCAGAAGAAUCUUGGAUAAAGUACAAAGAGGAUGAAAUUAACUUUGGUGUAGAAAGAGUAGACACAAUACAACUUAACUCUAUGUCAGGCACUAAUGAAGAUGGAACUUAUUACUUUGUUGAGAAGGAAGUAAAGUUAAAGAAUGAUUUAUGA